Laccaria bicolor S238N-H82 is the source of this 2813-nucleotide messenger RNA. RefSeq lists its product as uncharacterized. The annotation marks the transcript as partial. The transcript is spliced from 8 exons. Lineage: Eukaryota; Fungi; Basidiomycota; Agaricomycetes; Agaricales; Hydnangiaceae. Gene Ontology annotation, molecular function: protein binding. The record is from RefSeq and is a predicted model, not a curated record.
GGAAUUGUUCAGGCUACCUAUCAAUACAACAAGAGUCAAAUCCUGUUGAUGUUGCAAAAACCCAAUUUCGAUAAUUUGAGAGGCAUUUUGGACCAUUUGAAAGGAGAUGCGAUCAAGAUCCAACAACAGAAUCCAUACAAGGGAUUGGCCAAUUUUAGAAAGGAUCAAGAAUAUAUUGCAGAUUUCCAGGUCAAACUAAAUGCACUUCCCAACUUUCAGGUCUGUCUCAGUGUUGAGGAAGAAUCAAAUGUCAAGAGGGAUAUUUGGGAAGGUCCCAUAAUGACUGGGCCCAAUAUGUCUAUUGAGAAAAGACAUGUUGGUGAAAGGCCCACAACUACAGAAAAUGUAUCUCAGAGAAAUAUGUUUGCUCAUGCACAUGAUUUCCAAAUCAAUGAUGGUGUCUUCAAUUCUGCAAAUAUUAUCAAUAUCAAUGACAACAGAGGCCUUGAGGCAGCAAAUGUACAAAAAUGGCUGCAAGAGCUCAAGGCUCCAUCACAUGGCAAAGUAAGAGACAGGUGUAUGCCUGGGACCCGGAAGGAUGUGCUCACUCUUAUUAACACAUGGCUCAAUGAUCCGAAUGAGCCUAAUAUUUUCUGGCUUUCUGGGAGUCCUGGCUCUGGAAAGACAACAAUUGCUUCAACUGUGGUUGCUGAUUUUGACUGUCUCUCUGGGAAAUUCUUUUUCCGUCGUGAUGAGGCUGAGCUUCGGGAUCCAGACAACUUAUGGAGACGUAUUGCUUUGGACUUUUCUUCAGGAUCUAGUGAUUUUGGAAAGUCUAUCAGUCAGGCAUUGGAGACUCAGAAAGCUGACAUCAGAGGCCUUGAUAUUUCUAUGCAAUUUGAGCAUCUUAUUUCCAAGCCUUUACAGGAAAUUUUUGGGACCUCUGUGAAGCCUCUUCUUGUUGUUGUUGAUGCUCUUGAUGAAUGUGAUUCAUAUGACAAACUGUUGCCUUCAUUGGUAUCCUGGUCUCACCUCUCUAAAUCUUUGAAACUUCUCAUUACAAGCCGCCAUUAUCUUAAGAUUCAGAGUAGACUAAGAUCAGUCAGUGUUUAUCAUAAUCUGAACACUGGACAUGAGGUCUCUGCUCAGACUCAUGAUGACCUUGAAAAAUACUUUGUUGCAAGGUUUUCUGAGGCAAAUUGGUUGCCUCCAAAGUGGCCUGGUCCAGACAAAAUAUUGUUUCUUGUGAGAAAAGCUGCUGGACUAUUUGUCUGGGCUAAAUCUGCAAUGGAUUUUAUCUUGUUUGAUGGAGGUCAGAGUGUCAUGGAUCCUCUCAAAGGCCAUGAUCAUUGGGUUACUUCAGUUGCAUUUUCUCCUGAUGGCAGGCACAUUGUCUCUGGAUCUCAUGACAAGACAGUCAGAGUGUGGGAUGCUCAAACAGGUCAGAGUGUCAUGGAUCCUCUCAAAGGCCAUGAUCAUUGGGUUACUUCAGUUGCAUUUUCUCCUGAUGGCAGGCACAUUGUCUCUGGAUCUCAUGACAAGACAGUUAGAGUGUGGGAUGCUCAAACAGGUCAGAGUGUCAUGGAUCCUCUCAAAGGCCAUGAUCAUUGGGUUACUUCUGUUGCAUUUUCUCCUGAUGGCAGGCACAUUGUCUCUGGAUCUCAUGACAAGACAGUCAGAGUGUGGGAUGCUCAAACAGGUCAGAGUGUCAUGGAUCCUCUCAAAGGCCAUGAUUCUUGGGUUACUUCUGUUGCAUUUUCUCCUGAUGGCAGGCACAUUGUCUCUGGAUCUUAUGACAAGACAGUCAGAGUGUGGGAUGCUCAAACAGGUCAGAGUGUCAUGGAUCCUCUCAAAGGCCAUGAUUCUUGGGUUACUUCUGUUGCAUUUUCUCCUGAUGGCAGGCACAUUGUCUCUGGAUCUUAUGACAAGACAGUCAGAGUGUGGGAUGCUCAAACAGGUCAGAGUGUCAUGGAUCCUCUCAAAGGCCAUGAUCAUUGGGUUACUUCUGUUGCAUUUUCUCCUGAUGGCAGGCACAUUGUCUCUGGAUCUCAUGACAAGACAGUUAGAGUGUGGGAUGCUCAAACAGGUCAGAGUGUCAUGGAUCCUCUCAAAGGCCAUGAUUCUUGGGUUACUUCUGUUGCAUUUUCUCCUGAUGGCAGGCACAUUGUCUCUGGAUCUUAUGACAAGACAGUCAGAGUGUGGGAUGCUCAAACAGGUCAGAGUGUCAUGGAUCCUCUCAAAGGCCAUGAUGAUUGGGUUACUUCUGUUGCAUUUUCUCCUGAUGGCAGGCACAUUGUCUCUGGAUCUCGUGACAAGACAGUUAGAGUGUGGGAUGCUCAAACAGGUCAGAGUGUCAUGGAUCCUCUCAAUGGCCAUGAUCAUUGGGUUACUUCAGUUGCAUUUUCUCCUGAUGGCAGGCACAUUGCCUCUGGAUCUCAUGACAAGACAGUCAGAGUGUGGGAUGCUCAAACAGGUCAGAGUGUCAUGGAUCCUCUCAAUGGCCAUGAUCAUUGGGUUACUUCAGUUGCAUUUUCUCCUGAUGGCAGGCACAUUGUCUCUGGAUCUCGUGACAAGACUGUCAGAGUGUGGGAUGCUCAAACAGGUCAGAGUGUCAUGGAUCCUCUCAAUGGCCAUGAUCAUUGGGUUACUUCUGUUGCAUUUUCUCCUGAUGUCAGGCACAUUGUCUCUGGAUCUUAUGACAAGACAGUCAGAGUGUGGGAUGCUCAAACAGGUCAGAGUGUCAUGGAUCCUCUCAAAGGCCAUGAUUCUUGGGUUACUUCUGUUGCAUUUUCUCCUGAUGGCAGGCACAUUGUCUCUGGAUCUGAUGACCCAACAGUCAGAGUGUGGGAUGCUCGUGACUCCUAUGAUAUACU